Molecule: messenger RNA, 1458 nt
Organism: Sitodiplosis mosellana (orange wheat blossom midge)
Lineage: Eukaryota; Metazoa; Arthropoda; Insecta; Diptera; Cecidomyiidae
Gene: caz
Product: RNA-binding protein cabeza
Exons: 9
Coding region: 203-1321 (372 amino acids)
Biological process (GO): regulation of DNA-templated transcription
Cellular component (GO): nucleus
Molecular function (GO): transcription coregulator activity; RNA binding
Source: RefSeq, a predicted model, not a curated record
ACGCUUUCCAAAGUCUGCAGUCAAAACAUCGCCAUUUUCUAAGUACAUCAUUCUUGAUUUACUUGUGCGUUUGGGCGAAAGUGUUUUAAUAUCUUAGAAAAAAGUAGGAAAAACCCCUUUUCCCACAUUUAUUUGUUUUAUUUUUUAAAACAAAUUCGAUUUUUAUUCCAUUGAGACAUUGAGUACGAAUACCACAUAAAAUAUGGGCGAUUAUUACGGCAAUUAUGGAAACAACGGUAGCGGUGGCGGUGGUGCACCAGCACCCAAUUUUUCCGUGCCUCCGCCAAGCUUCAAUAAAGGAUCCGGAAACAAUUAUGGACCACCACCUCAGACUGGCAAUAAUUACGGGCCACCACCUCCACAGCAAGGCAAUUGGGGUCCGCCAAAUCCAUCAUCACGUAGCGACGACAAUUCCGGUGGAUACGGAGGCGGCUUCCAGAAUCGCAACAGCCAAGGCCGUGGUGGCGGCAGUUUCGGAAACAGUCAACGCAAUGAUAGCUACGGUGACCGCAAAAAUAAUUUCAGCGGCGGCGGUGGCAACAAGAGUGGUUAUAAUAAAGGAUAUGAUAGUGCUGGCAGUGGCAGUGGCGGUGGUGGUGGCAACGAUAACAUGAUCGUCCAAGAAGAUACCAUUUUUGUGAGUGGAAUGAGUCCACAAACAACGGAAGAUGAUAUCAAUGGUCAUUUCGGUGCAAUUGGUAUUAUCAAGAAAGAUAAAAAGACGAUGAAGCCAAAGAUUUGGCUGUAUCGCAACAAAGAAACCGGAGAGUCGAAAGGUGAAGCCACAAUUACCUAUGACGAUGCAAACGCAGCCAAAUCCGCCAUCUCGUGGUUUGACAACAAAGAUUUCAACGGAGCUGUCAUUCACGUUUCGUUGGCACAACGUCAAAAUAAUUGGCAGAAAGGAGGUAGCGGUGGCGGCGGUGGCGGUGGUCGUUUUGGUGGCGGCCGUGGUGGUGGCCCACCAGGUGGUGGUAGAGAUGGUGGAAAUCGCGGAGGCGGAUUCAAUCGAGAUGGCGACAACCGACGAGGCCCAGGAAACUCAGGUGGAAGUGGCGGCGGAGGCGGUGGCGGUGGCCGUAAUCAGCGCGAUGGUGACUGGACAUGCGGCAGUUGUAACAAUACAAACUUCGCAUGGAGAAACGAGUGCAAUAGAUGCAAGGAACCAAAAUCAGGAGCAGGAGCUGGAGCUGGAGCUGGGGCUGGAGCUGGAGCAGGAGCAGGAGGUGGUGGUUUCCGCGGUGGUAACAGUUUCCAACGAAGAGAUGGACCAAUGCGCGGUGGCAACGAUCGAGGCAAUGACCGAAGUCGGCCAUACUAAAACAAAUACGAUAAAAAACACUUUGAUCUUAUGACAGAGAUUAACCAUUAACCACAUAUUACUAACGUUCUCCCCUUUUUUUGGAAAAUCAAUAAACAAUGUAUUAUGAGAAUUAAGUAUCAUGAUAGUUUCACAAA